AGAGAUGAAGUCUGAUCUAGGAUCCACAGGACCUACAUCAUCGCUGAAGUAGUUGACAAGAACGUAGUAGUUGACAACGUAGUAGUUGAGGAGAUCUUCAUGAUGCGAAUUCGUUGUCCAUAGUCGAUGAUGCGGAUUUGCUGUUCAUUCUAAUGAUCAUGUAUCAUCUUAAAACUUGUCUUUUCAUUUUGUAUUUCUCCGAUGGUAGUACGAGGGAGUUCUUGUAGCAUCAAGACAGCACGUGCACAAUGGCUGGCGUCGUGAUCGUCUCUAGAGAGUCUCCUGCUGCAUUCGCUGGCUGCUCAAUCUCUUGUAGUAGAGAUGUGCAUAUGUUGUGUCUCCGGUGAGUCAGCUGUCGUGGCGUGACCAGACCUUCCUACCUGCAAAACCGGUACCCCGACCAGAACUUUGCAAAGUUGGUGCUUUGGCCAGAGCUGUACUCGAAUAUGAAGGGCCGAAGCAAUAGGCUGCAGCGCCAUCUGCUCGGUAGAGAGCAAUCUCUCUUGCUCGUGGGCAAUAGUGCCGCGUCGAGCAGCUCAGCAUGUUGUACUAUAUCUUGUUCAGCGGCGGAACAAAGCAGGAAUAUCAUGGCGACACCUUGUUGUUCACCAGAGAACGGGCAAGGACAAUGGAUGACGGCGUCGAGGUCCCUGUCGUCCAGUGCCACAAACACUGGUCGCGGUCUUCUUUCUCGUUCUCGUCCAGCACUCGUGAACCCAUAUCAUGGCGAUAAGCCCGAAUGGAUGACGGAUGUCUCGCAUCCUAUCACUAUGUUAAGACUAAAAGUUGUAAUUCAUCUCCUUCUGCAUGGGGUUUCUUUGUUUUCCCAUGGUUCAGUGUCCCAGUUUUGUCCUUCUUGGAUUCUGACUGAGACUUCUAUGAACUCUGUUCUUUGUCCCGGUUGUGUCCUACUUGGAUUCUGACUGAGACCACGACCCAGAACUUGGCUUCUGCUUGAAAUCUUUGUAAAAAGAUGAAUUACUGUGCGCUAACUAUCGUUUCCCCGAAAUUUCUCCGCAUGUGGCACCCUAAAUCCUUACUACGGGGCAACCUAUUCCGACGACCACUGCCAGACCUGCUGGAUAGUCGUUACGCGAAACGAACGCUUAUGGUAAAAGCGAGUCCUGGACGCUUGCUAAAGCGAGUCCUGGACGCUUGCUAA
Amoebophrya sp. A25 is the source of this 1162-nucleotide messenger RNA. Lineage: Eukaryota; Dinophyceae; Syndiniales; Amoebophryaceae. The record is from the annotation of a GenBank genome assembly.